AAUCGAGCCUGACACAGAAAAAAAAUGUGAGUGCAGUGAAUGUCAAUUUGUGCUAUUUUUGUAUUUAUAAUUCCAUUUUGUGGUGUCGCAAAACAAUUUAUCACUCACGAUAAGAACGAAGAACUCGAUAAUCAUUCAUAGACUUCCUCGUAACGUAGAACGCACUCGGACGCGCAGUGCUUCGUUUGCAAACAGCGUGGUGUUUCCCGGCGGAGUCACUGAGUCCGUGGACGGGAGCCCCCGCUGGCUGGAGCUCCUCAACUCCUUCGGCUACACGAAGAAAGAUUUCGAAGUAUUUCACCGCCCUGACAGUGUUAUCACGCAAAUUUUUCAAAAUAAUCCCAUACAAAGGCACUUACAGCUGAGAAUAACAGCUAUUAGAGAGACGUUUGAAGAGUUAGGGCUGUUGAUUGGCAGCCGGGUGUGGAAGGAGGAUAGGUCUGGACUAUGGGCUGGAGUCAUAGAGGACAUUGAUGUUAAAUACUGGCAAGAUCGGUUACAAAAGGAUCCUGGUGACUGGUUUAGCCUCUGUAAGGAACACCAGUGCUACCCUGACAUCUGGUCUCUGCAUUAUUGGAGUAACUGGCUGACUCCCAUCAACCUCCCAAAAAGGUUUAACACAGCUUUCUUUGUGGCAGGAAUAGAAGAGAAACCCAAGUGUUUGGAGAAUAGCACUGAAGUUGUUAAUGUUGAGUGGCAGAGUCCAGCAGAAGUAUUAACCAGUGGUAAGACAUUGCAACCACCGCAGAUAUAUGAGCUGAACCGCUUGUCCCAUGUGAAGGACAUACAAGAGCUUAUCAAGUUCGCUAAGGAGAGGAGUGGACAUGGUGUUGACCUAACCUAUCCAGUACAUGUAAAAGUAAAAGAUGGCAUAUUAUCUUUAUUACCGGGUGAUGAUUUAUACCCCUCAAGUGUAGACUACAACGACAAUACUAUUAACUAUAUAGACCAAACUAUAUUAGAGUUAAGGAAGAGUUGUCAAACACUCCAUAGAUUUGAAGCAGGAAAGGAGAUCAAACAAUUUGUUAUACACAAUUACAAACCUGAACAUCACAUCAAUAUGGAAGACAAGUCGUUCCAACUGGUUUGUGAAGUUUAGUAUACAUUUUGUAGUUCCAGUUCACGCCUUAAAGUUUGGCCUUAUUAGCAGUACACAUACAAACAAGUAGAAGUUUACAGCUAAUCGUGAAACAAUACUAAUUUGAGAAGAUGGCGGGUUCCGGGCACACAUGGCCCAAUAGCCAGGAGGACUACGAACUGCUGGACGUGAUCGGCGUCGGCGCCACGGCCGUCGUGCACGCCGCCUUCUGCCGCCCGCGCAACGAGAAGUGCGCCAUCAAGCGCAUCAACCUCGAGAAGUGGAACACCUCCAUGGACGAACUGCUCAAGGAGAUCCAGGCCAUGUCCAGCUGCAACCACGAGAACGUCGUCACGUACUACACCAGCUUCGUUGUCAAGGAGGAGCUGUGGCUAGUACUCAGGCUGCUUGAGGGCGGCAGCUUGCUCGAUAUCAUCAAACACAAGAUGAGGAUAUCCAACUGCAAGCACGGCGUGUUCGACGAGGCGACCAUCGCCACAGUAUUGAAGGAAGUGCUGAAGGGACUCGAGUACUUCCACCAAAACGGACAGAUACAUAGAGACAUUAAGGCCGGAAAUAUCCUCCUAGGAGAUGAUGGUAUCGUCCAAAUUGCCGACUUCGGUGUUUCAGCAUGGCUGGCCACCGGACGCGAUCUCUCGCGACAGAAGGUUCGGCACACGUUUGUGGGCACCCCAUGCUGGAUGGCGCCCGAAGUAAUGGAGCAAAACCAUGGAUAUGAUUUCAAAGCCGAUAUCUGGUCCUUCGGUAUCACGGCCAUAGAGAUGGCGACCGGCACAGCCCCAUAUCACAAGUACCCUCCAAUGAAGGUGCUCAUGCUCACUUUACAGAAUGAUCCGCCGACACUGGAUACCGGCGCCGAAGAAAAGGAUCAGUACAAAGCGUACGGCAAGACAUUCAGGAAAAUGAUAUUCGAGUGUCUGCAAAAAGACCCGGCAAAGCGGCCGACGGCGACCGAGCUGCUGAAGCACUCGUUCUUCAAGAAGGCACGCGACCGCAAGUACCUGGUGUCGACGCUGGUGACCAUCGGGCCCAGCAUGGAGACGCGCGUGCACAAGGCCAGUCGGCGCCAGCCCGGCGCCUCGGGGCGGCUGCACCGCAUGGAGACGGGCGAGUGGGUGUGGGAGAGCGAGGAGGAGGACGGCGACGAGGACGACGCGGCGCGGGACCGCCCCAUGAACACGCUGGAGCGCGCCGACAGCUCCGACUCCGACGACGACCGCGCCGCCUUCACCAUCGGCUCGCUCGGCACGCCCGCGCAGCAGCCGCAGAUCAACCUCGUGCUGCGCAUGCGCAACGCGCGCAACGAGCUCAACGACAUCCGCUUCGAGUUCGCGGCCGGCAAGGACUCGGCGGACGGCAUCGCCACGGAGCUGGUGGGCGCGGGGCUGCUGGACGCGCGGGACGCGGACGUGACGGCGCGGCAGCUGCAGCGCCUGGUGGACGACUGCCUGUUCCCCGGCGCCGCGCCGCCGCCGCGCUCCGCCACCUUCCGCCUGGCGUCGGCGCCGCCCGAGCCCGAGGACGAGCAGAGCCUGCUCGGCUUCGCGCAGAUCUCCAUCGUGGACUGACCGCCGCGCCCCGCUCGCCGCUAUAUUAUCUAUGCUUAGGUACCUCCUACGUAUUUUAUGGGUGGAUAUGGAAUUAUAUUAGUUGUAUACCGUUUAUGCGGUGGUGAUUUUUGUGGACCGAUGGUACCGCCGGCCGCCGCCGUCCCGCGGCCGCGACGUCUGCGCGCAUCGACUUGUAUACGAAAACUAUCGCCGCGUAGCUCAAAUGAAUGUAUAUUUUACAUUAUGAUAAGGGUGAAUCUGAAUUUAUAAGAGUAUUUUUUGUGAUCGUACCGUGUCAAUUUUGCUGCUUUCCAACACUGUAAUCGAUUAGGACCCACAUUCGCAAAUUUUCGCAAUGCUAUACAAAUGAUGACAAUGAAUGACAGAAUAGUUUGCGCAGGCGUACUAGAGAGAUCCAACUAAAUGAAACGAAAUGUAAGUUAGCACUAAUAGCAUUAUUUACUUGUUUGUAAUAAAAAGCUACCUAAUAUUUUGUAAUUCUUAUUACUUUAAAAACAACUUCCAAGUGCCAUAUUUUUAAAAUAUGAAUGGAUAAAAAAUUAUAAUUAUAUACUGUAAGUUUGACAGUGAUAAAAUUGCAUAUAAUAAUAAUCAUUACAGUGUUAAUUUUAAAUAGCAGGUCUAUAUAGCACCAUAGAAUGUUCUUUUUACAUUGUUAUUUGUUUGUUGCUUAUUUUGGAAGUAUUUUAAUAAUAAAAGAUGAAAUCGA
Messenger RNA from Helicoverpa zea (corn earworm), 3379 nucleotides. It is a transcript of the gene fray, whose product is annotated as STE20/SPS1-related proline-alanine-rich protein kinase. The coding region runs from base 1210 to 2667 and encodes 485 amino acids. The record is from RefSeq and is a predicted model, not a curated record. The transcript has 6 exons. Gene Ontology annotation, biological process: protein phosphorylation. Gene Ontology annotation, molecular function: protein serine/threonine kinase activity; ATP binding. Lineage: Eukaryota; Metazoa; Arthropoda; Insecta; Lepidoptera; Noctuidae.